CCGCCGCUACUCUUGCUCCUCGACGUCCCCACAGUUUCGUUUGGUUGCUUCCCGGCCGCAAGAGCGGGGUGUACCUCGCCUCACCGCCGUCCGCGCCGGCGCCACCGCGCCAGCGCCGCCAUCUCUCCUACCUGGGAGUCCAUCUCUCACAGAAGAAGAGCAGAUCUCCGGGGCGUCCUCCACUCGCAACUCCAUUCUAGGCCUUGUGCGCCAGCGCCGCAGGCAGUCCCGGUGUAAUCCUCUGCAGCUCGAAGAAAUUUGAGGGGGUGCUGGGGGAAUUAUUGUAGUUCCACCCAAGUCAUCUGAAGAGCGGAAUGCGUUGUCUCUGGAAUUAAAUUCCGUAGAAGUAGAUCUUGCCAUGGUUGUUACAGAAGGAAAUGGUAUAUUUUGGGGAUAUCAGCUGCUGCGGAUGUGGUAUGUCGUCACAUGGUUCUGCUCCAGUGAUCAUAAACGCGUCUACACGGUCUUUGAGGAUUAGAGGGCAUGCUGUCUCUUUGGAUUAUCCCACUAGGACUGAGCAGAAGAAUGAGGCCAAUCUAGUGGUGAUACGACCAGAUCGAAGACUGCGGGAUGAUUUUGUAGAUGCAGGUGCAGACCACGGAAAUGGCAGAAUAGCUGCAGAGGUCAAGAAGUCUUUACCAUCCCUGGAAGCUAAUCUGAGAAAGCUGCUGAAUGAGCAACAAAAACCAAGAAGGUCCUUGAAUCAUAACUCAGACAUGGUGGCUAAUGGGGCAUAUUUUUCAAAGCAUAAAGCUGAGUGCUAUGCCGACAGCCUCCGCCGGCACUGCAACAAUGGGAAGCUCAUUCAAGCUUGCCGCGUGAUCGAUGAGAUGGUAUUACAUGGCCAAGUUCCAGAUUCAAAGUGUUGUGUUAGAUUAAUCCGUGGGCUUGUGAGAACUGGUAAGGUCAACAAAGCUACGCAUGUUCUUAAGGUCAUGGUGCUUUCAGGUGGGAUUCCUGAUACCAUCACCUGCAACAUGUUGAUUGCACAACUUUGCCGCGAAGGGCAGCUGAGUUCUGCAAUGAAAGUUUUGGAGGAUAUGAGGUUUACCGGUUGCUCUCCAAGUGGCAUCACUUUUAACACUUUGAUUAGGUGCAUGUGCGGCCAGCAUAUGUAUGGCAGGGCAGUUUCCUUUUGGAAAGAGCAACUCACAAUAGGUUGGCCACCAUAUGAGAUGACGAGCACCUUGCUUGUUGAUCUUGUAUGCAAACAUUGUGGUCCCAUGCGGGCUCUUGAAGUAUUAGAUGAACUUGGUUUGGAGGGAUGCCAACCAGAUGUUGUCACUUACAAUGCCCUUAUCAAUGCAUCAUGCAAAGCAGGCUGUUUGAACGAUGCAAAGAUGAUCUUGACUUGUCUUGCAGCUGAAGGCAUUGAACCAAAUGGUACAACAUAUUGCAUCCUGCUUCAUUCCCUCUGUGACAAGAGAAGGUUUGAAGUCGGUGAUUUGCUUGCACACAUGAAGCAGGCAAAUCGUGAGCCUGAUGUUACUGCCUACAAUAUCUUUAUCAACUACUUCUGUAAGUAUGGACAUCUGGAUCAGGCAAUUGAUGUUUUGGAGAUGAUGGUGAGUGAUAAAUGCUUUCCUGAUAUAGUGACAUACAACACACUUCUGAAUGCCAUCUCUAAAAGGGGGAUGGUUGAAGAAGCUCUUGGAAUUUUUCAUGCUAUUAGAGAAAAUGGAUGCCAGGUGGUUUGUAUCACAUACAACACCCUCAUAGAUGCUUUAGCAAAGAAAGGUGAGGUUAUUAGUGCUAUGGCUCUGUUUGAUGAAAUGAUUGGUGAUGGGAUCAAUCCUGAUAAUGUCACUUAUGGAUCACUUGUCAUGGGCUUCUGUAAGAAGAACAUGGCCAAGGAAGCACUGGAGCUUUUGAAUCAGAUGCUUGCUCUUGGCUUUGAGAUUAAAGCAACUACCUUUUCCAUGAUGAUCCAAGCAUUGUGCAGAGAGUGUAAAGCUGAAACUGCUGCUAAAAUAUUAAGAGUAAUGGUAUCGAAAAAUAUCAACCACAGGACUGCAUUUUAUUUAUCUAUUGUCACCAGAGUUGCCAAGUCAGGUCAGGUUAAAGAGGCCCAAAUGCUAUACCAGGAGUUAGUAAAGUGCCAGGUCCUUAAAGAAAACUCCCAAUUUACUUUAAGCGGUUAGUUUCUGGAUUGUAAGAUCCUCAAGUCACUCAAUAAUCAACAAAGUGAUAGAAAAAUGCAAAUCAGCUGACACAGCAGAUAAUUUCUGGAAGUUUUGCACUGUGAAUAAUGUCUUCAGUGAGGUCCACUUGUUUGAGGACUGUUGACCAGUACCACACCAUGAUGCUUGCUUGAUGGCUCUUGGCAUAGAAUGGACACGGUGGGGUCAUGCUCCACAUUUCUUCAUUUCUUCUUUAGUCUUACAAAGCAGCAGCCAGCAGGAUUGUUCAGAGACUGUAGUUCCAUGCCAUUCUUCUGCACGCAUCACCUCAUUAAGCAUGGUUAUCAGCCGAUGAUUGAUUAUGUGUUCACAUAUUGUGCUUGUACUCCUGGAGAAGUUGUCUUUGUUCAUGUAGUCACCUCAACGGGACCUUACGACGGCCUCCUGUAUUUCUGGAGGAUUGGCAGUGGCCAAUGCUCAAUGCUGCUUGCAAAAUUGUAUAUGGUUGCGCUCACGUUGAUUUCUUUUGUGAUCGAAGAGUCAUUGAUGAUGGAAUGGAUGGAAUGGACAUGUGGGACCGGGGCAUAUUCACCACGGCAAA
This is a messenger RNA of Panicum virgatum (switchgrass), 2721 nucleotides long. Its product is annotated as pentatricopeptide repeat-containing protein At1g08610-like. The record is from RefSeq and is a predicted model, not a curated record. Lineage: Eukaryota; Viridiplantae; Streptophyta; Magnoliopsida; Poales; Poaceae. Gene Ontology annotation, molecular function: protein binding.